AUGAUACUUGUCAAUUUAUUUACCACUCGUUUACAUGUAAAUGUGUAUUGCUUUCUUAUAUCCGUUGUUGUGGGCGUUGCUUGUUUAUUUCAAAGUCCACUUUGUGAUUCAUUUGAGUUGGCUAAUAGUUGCACUUUUAAUGGAAACCUUUCAAUUACAAAUUGUUCAACCGAAGAAUCACUAUUGUCCACAACAGGGAAUGCACAAUUGAGUAUCAAACAAUUUUUAAAUGUUGAUGGAUUUGGAGUGAUAGAAAUGAAUUCAUCAAGUAGUAUAUCAGUUUCGAAGAAAACAUAUUUCAAUUCCAAUUCUCAAAUACAUCUUCAUGAUCGUUCAAUUAUGAAAUUAAAUAAUCAAGCCACUUUUUCAGGAGAUUCUCAAAUUCGUCUUGAAGAUAAUGCAACACUGACAAUAUAUUUAUCUAGUUGUUUUAAUAACAACUCUAUUCUCUUUUUGAAAAACAACUCAACUGUUAACUUUAAUGAAACGUAUUUUUAUAACAACACUUUUUGUUCAAUUGAAGGUACUUCUACUAUUCACACAAAAACAAUGCAAUUCAAAAAAGGGAAUUCUACUUUGAUGAUAAAAGACAAUGGCUGUCUUAACUCUACACAAACUUUAUAUCUUUGUUCCAAUUCUUCUGUAUUUCUUGAAGGAAAUGGAAUAUUGUAUUUUUGGAGUCAAAUUGUUGUUACUGAUAAUACAUAUGUAGAAAUGAAAAAUAAAUCUUUUAUGAAUUCAGUAAACAUUUUUAUGUAUAGUGACUCGUUUUUAAUAAUGAGGGGAGACUCUACAAUACAAACCAUAACCGAUUUAUAUUUAAAAGAUAAUGCAUUUUUAGUUAUGAAUGACCACACACAAAUGAUAAUAACCAAAAGCUUAAGAACCGAUGAUAAUAUUACAAUCCAAAUGAAAGACAGUAGUGACGUUACAACCAACAGCACUAUUGUUGGUGGUACUUUAUCGUUAUUUGAUAAUGCAUUUUUUCAUACAAACUAUUUGAAAACUAGUACAAAAGGAAAAAUAGUUAUGAAUGGACUUCAGACGCUUUCAAAUUUCCCAGUGAUCAACAGCUUUACAAUGAUAUGGGAAGUGGGGGAGUGUUCGGUAUCAGGAAAUUCGUUAAUUAUUGUGAAAAACAACACCCAAAUGGGUAUGUUCACUAUACAUUCUUAUGAACGAACAAUAAGAGAUUUUCCUUUAAUAAUUACACACAGUUUUCUAUUUUCCCAGUGGAUCAAUUUAAAUUCAACUAAUUUCGAUUUUAUAUACUCCGAAACUGGUUUUAAUGGAACAUUCAAAACCGAUAAAACUUACUCAAUGUUAUUAAACGGAAAAUUAUUGAGAAUUGGUUCUUUUAAAAAGAUAUUUUGCCAUGUCAGUGAUAUCAAGUACAAAGAUAACAUAUUUGGAAUAAGUUACGUUGAGCCUUAUUGUCCACUGGAUUUAGAAGAUUGGUAUAUUACUCCUUUGAAAAAUAUUACUCAAUUAAGAAUUGAUACAGAACAGUAUCAAAAUAACAAGAACAUUUCUGGUUUGGUAAAAUUGAAAAACGAGGACCAAUUUGGUGAUGAAAGUGCAACAAUCGAUAAUGCACAAAUUUCAUUUGUUAAAACAGAUUCCAUUGUUGUUGAAAUAGUUACAAACAAAAGUUUAGAAAUUAGUUUAAAUGAACUAACCAAGACAGUUCUUUUUCUAUCAGUAACAGAUUUGUUUAUUGGUAAUGUUAAAUACAAUGCUGCACUGAAUACAAAAGAUGAAUUUAAAAUAGUUUACGGACUUAAUUGUGGGUAUGGAUUAUACAACAAAACAACUCAACAAUGUGAAUAUCAAAAUUACUGUAACAAUUUAAAAUGUGAAUAUUGUCAUUUUAACACAAAACGGUGUAUAUCAUGUAAACUCGGUUUUAUUUUAAUGAAUGGAGAAUGCGUCAAUUCAUCAAAUUGCCUAAUAACGAAUUCUGAUCGUUGUUUAAAAUGUUCAAUCGGAUUCCUUUUGAUAAAUGGAAAAUGUUUCAAUUCAAGUGAUUGUAUUUUAUUCAAUGUUAAUGGGAAGUGUCAAAUAUGUGAUAAUCACAAUGGUUUUGUCAAUAAUAAUGGCAAAUGUCAAUAUAAAAAUAUAUACACUGAAGUUGUUAGCAACUGGAACAUAAUUUCAUGUCAAAAUGGAUAUUAUGUCGAGACUAAUUUAACAACAAGUAUGUGUAUUAAUUGUGCCAUAACAUACUCAAAUACAAUUCAGUGUGAAAAUGGAAAAGAGACUCAAUGUAAUUCAACAAGUUUAAUGAGCGAUGAUAUGAAAUGUGAAACAAAUAAAUGUAAGAACCUAAAAGAUGAAAACGGGAAAUAUUUAUUCGACUCGAACAAUUGUAAAACCAUUUUAAAUUCAAAGUGUGUUGAAUGUGAAAAUGAAUUUUUCGUUUUUAAUUUUUCUUGUAAAACAAAUAAAAUCGAUUAUUGUGAAAUUCAAAACAGUGGUGGAUGUUUAAGAUGUAUAAAUUCUUAUUAUGAUGAUGAUACCUCAAAAACAUGCGAAAAGUGUGAUUCAAGUUGUUUGACAUGUGUUGGUCAUUCAACUCUGUGUUUGAGUUGUCCAAUUGGGACGUUUGUUUCCAAUAAUAAAUGUAUAUCUAAUGUAGAGUUGGCGGGUAAAUGCAUUCAAUUUGCAUCAUUUGGAAGUGGUUGUAUUCAAUGUAAAGAAGGAUAUUUCAGAGUUGGUCUUGAUUGUUUAGAAUGUGACAAAAAGUGUUUAACAUGUAACAACAAAGAAAAUUGUCUAGUUUGUAAUUCAACAAAUUAUAAAACCAGUUUUGGAGAUUGUCUUCCAAGAUAUACAAUAGAAGGUUGCGAUGUCGAAGUGACACAAAACGGCUGUUCCAAGUGUAAGAAGAAUUAUUAUAUGUUUAAUUCGAAUGAGUGUUCUUUGUGUGGGCAAAAAUGUCAAACAUGUGUUAAUAAAAAUAGUUGUACAUCUUGUGAUGAAACCCUGAUAUUAACAACAAAUGGAAGUUGUGUUGGUCUUUCUUUAAUUGCAAAUUGUAUGAAAAUUACUCAUUCCAAAUGUUCCAAAUGUACAUUUUGGAAUAUACCAAACGAUGAUGGAAAGUUGUGUAUUAAACAUGUAGUUUGGUGGGUUAUACUACUUUGUCUUUUGUUUGUAAUACUGUUAUUAAUGACAUUUAUCUUAAUAAUAACUUUGGUAAUAAAGAAAAUAUUGUUAAACAUUCAAAAGAAAAGAGACAAUAUAACGACUGUUUUUGAAAUGAAAAGAUCAAACGUACAUUUUAUAACUUUAUUGGGUGGAGUUUGUGUUUCUUCAAAAGAAAUUAAUUUUAAUUUGGAUGUUGAUGAAAUCCCAGUUAACAAAGAAACUUCUCAACUUUUUUGUGUUGGUAAUGAAAACAGAAGUAUUGUUAAACUACAAAUAACUUCAAUUUCGAAAAACGACAAAUACUCAAUUAAAGUCGUUCCUAAAAUUGUAACUUUAAAGAGAGGUUAUGCUUGUGAAUUUUCUAUAUACAUUAAACCAGUUUGCACUUGUAAUAUAUCCGAAUCAAUUCAAAUAGUUUCACAAUUGCUUAAAAACGAAGAAGUUAAAUACAAUACAAUUAGUAUAUAUGGGUCUACACAACAAUCAACAAGAAUAGAUUAUAAUGAACUAAUAGAAGAAAAGAAACUCGGCGAAGGGUCUUUUGGUGUUGUAUAUAAAGGCACAUUCAGAGGGAAUACGGUGGCUAUCAAGAAGAUGAAAGAAUUCAAAAAUGAAGAAAGUAGCAUUGUUGAGUUUGAGAAAGAAGUGAAUAUGUUAGACAAGUUUAGAAGUGAGAAUAUAGUACAUUUCUAUGGUGCUGUUUUUAUACCAAAUCACAUUUGUAUGGUCACCGAAUUUGCAGAAUAUGGAUCUUUACAGGACUUGAUCAAACACAAGAAGAGUGAUGAAAUAUCAAACAAAAUACGUGUCAAAAUGCUGUUGGAUGCAGGAAAAGGAAUAUUGUAUUUGCAUGAGAACGGGAUAUUACACAGAGAUAUCAAACCAGACAACAUACUCGUCUUUUCAUUGGAAUUGAAUCAACAAGUUAAUGCUAAGUUGACCGACUUUGGAUCAAGUAGAAAUAUCAACAUGAUGAUGACAAACAUGACUUUCACAAAAGGUAUCGGCACUCCAGUGUACAUGGCUCCUGAGGUUUUAAGACAAGACAAAUACACUAAAAGUGCAGAUAUUUACUCCUUUGCUAUUACUAUGUAUGAAUGCUUGAGAUGGAAAGAAGCUUAUGAUAAACAGACUUUUAAGUUUCCGUGGAAAAUUGCUGAAUUUGUCAUUUCAGGAAAAAGACUUGACAAACUUGAGUGUAUAACCAAACAACAAUUUGAAAUAAUAGAAAAGUGUUGGGAAGAAAAUAUUUUAAAAAGAAUAACAAUACAAGACGUUGUUAUUCUAGUUGAAAGCGUGUUUAUUCAAAAAUAA
Molecule: messenger RNA, 4464 nt
Organism: Entamoeba invadens IP1
Lineage: Eukaryota; Evosea; Mastigamoebida; Endamoebidae
Product: protein serine/threonine kinase, putative
Exons: 1
Coding region: 1-4464 (1487 amino acids)
Biological process (GO): protein phosphorylation
Molecular function (GO): protein kinase activity; ATP binding
Source: RefSeq, a predicted model, not a curated record